AUGCGUCCUUGCACCCUCCUCGCCGCCCUUUUCCUCGGCGCCCAUGGCGUGCCGCACGGCGAGCAUGCCUCCUCCGCCGACGGCGUCGUUCCGAGGAGUCCCCGGGAGCUGGAACCCGAAGACGUCGACGACAUCAUGCAGCACCAGGCGCAAAAGGAGAUCGAGGACGAGAUCAAGCGCAAGGAGCAGGACCUCGCCGACAAGGCGACCAAGAUUGCCGUCAUCAAGGCCGGCCUCGACUCCCUGGCCAUCAACGAGGGCAUCGACUGCACGACGGCCAACCAGGAAACCAUGGAGGGCGCCAUGACGUGCAAGUUCAAGGAGUACUACUUCAAGAAGAGCACGGCGUCGGAGAUCAAGUACUUCACCCACAACAUCGUCGCCCUGGCGUUGUUCAUCAAGAUGCGCGGAGGCAUGCACAGGCCCCGGACCGGAUCCAUCUACGCCUCUUUCGACGAGAGGCCCGUCGACGACCCGCUGCACAAGAAGGCUCUGCUUCUCGAGAAUCCCGCCUCGGGCGAGUUUGUGCGCGUCCCCAUCGAUCUGAAGGAAUACUUUGGCAUGGACAAGCUUCCCCUCAUGGAGAUUGACAAGCUUCGUCUGUUCUUCUCCGCCGGUGCCGAGCAGAUGAAUGUCCAGAGUACGUCGAGACGGCAAAGAAGCUGCCCCCCCCCCCCCCCCCGCCGCCGCUGA
Molecule: messenger RNA, 693 nt
Organism: Drechmeria coniospora
Lineage: Eukaryota; Fungi; Ascomycota; Sordariomycetes; Hypocreales; Ophiocordycipitaceae
Exons: 1
Coding region: 1-693 (230 amino acids)
Source: RefSeq, a predicted model, not a curated record